Molecule: messenger RNA, 714 nt
Organism: Mesorhabditis spiculigera
Lineage: Eukaryota; Metazoa; Nematoda; Chromadorea; Rhabditida; Rhabditidae
Source: the annotation of a GenBank genome assembly
AUGCAUUACUAUCGAAUUGCAACGCGUCUCUUCUCAAGUCAACGGGCCCUGGAUGCUGGCCGCGUCGAAUUCGUACAGGCCACCCCUGCAGACCUUCCCCAAAUUGUGGAUAUGUGUUUGGAGGGGUUCUCGGCCAUCGAGCCGCAUCUCAAGGCAUGGAAAAUCGGAAAAGAGGCUCGGCCCCUUUUUGAACUGAUUGGAGCGAAUGCCUUGAAGCAUCGCUUCUCGUACAAAUUGAUCGAGCAGGAUAGCCAAGAACUAGUUGGAUUUCGACUGUUCUCCCUUGGCCGGCGUGAUGAUCCGGAGCUGCAGCUCGACGGGAUGAAACUGCACCCAGGAGUCCUGGGCCUCGCCGGAAUGCUCGACUAUUUAAAGAAAGAAUCCUUUGCACAGCUGCCGCACAUCAACAAAUUGAUACGGCGUGAAAUUACAUUCGUCGUGCCGGAACUCCAGCGAAAGGGAAUAGCCAAUCGGCUGGCGCACCAUGGGCUCGAUUUUCCAAGUUUGAAGGCGGACGGAGUUCAAGGACUCAUUUCCGAGGCCUCAUCGCUGGCGAACCAAGAAUUAUUGAGAAAGAAGGGGUAUCGUUUGAUUGCGCAAGUGCCCCAAAGCUACUACGACCGGCACGGUAUCAAACUGCACGAUGGUACCACGACAAUCAAGGCUUAUUUUAAGGAUAUUGAAGACGUAAUUGCAGAUCUGGCGAAGAGUCAA